Messenger RNA from Pomacea canaliculata, 2338 nucleotides. RefSeq names its product somatostatin receptor type 3-like. Bases 89 to 1168 code for a protein of 359 amino acids. Gene Ontology annotation, biological process: G protein-coupled receptor signaling pathway. The record is from RefSeq and is a predicted model, not a curated record. Gene Ontology annotation, molecular function: G protein-coupled receptor activity. The transcript has 2 exons. NCBI's taxonomy places the organism in Eukaryota, Metazoa, Mollusca, Gastropoda, Architaenioglossa, Ampullariidae. Gene Ontology annotation, cellular component: membrane.
CCUUUUCUUCACGAAUGUCGACUCCAAGGAACUUACCGUCUUCAUAGCUUUCAAACAACUAGCUUUCAUUGAAGCGUUAGGUGUGAUCAUGAACAACACAAAGUCUGUGAGUGUGACUGAAAGCCUUCUACUGUGGAACUAUCCAAACGAUCUUCUCACUCGCAGCCAGUACCUGCUGGCGGUCUACAUCCUCAACUAUAUCAUCAAGCCUGUCAUCCUCGCUGUCGGCCUGCCCACCAAUGUCAUCAACUGUGUGGUGUUCUGGCGCCAGGGACUUGGGGACCGCAUGAACGUCUGUCUCUUUGCUCUGUCCGUGGUGGACCUCUGUAUGAUCAGUCUGUCCACCCUGUUCAGUAUAACCUAUUACAUGGAGCAGAGCGAUCUUGCCAGAUACGAUGGCAUUUACUCCUACUGUCAAAUCUACCUGUCUGGGGUCGGUCACGGGUUUCGAACUGCCUCUGGCUUCAUCACCAUCGUCAUAGCCGUGGAGCGCUGUCUGUGUGUCACCUUCCCCCUCAAGGCGGCCUCUUUGAUCAGCACUCGCACCAUGCGGGUCACCAUGGCUGUCAUUGGCGGUGUUUCCCAGAUGGCAUUUGUCACGGUUCCCCUACGGCUCAACGUAGUUCGAGUGACCAACAGCACCACAACGGUAGGAAUUAUCAGCUCUGAUAUGUUCCUCAAAAAUCAAGUUUUCUUCACAAUCUUCGAAAACAUGAUCAUGAUGAAUGUAGUGCCGCUAGCGACAUUUAUUAUCAUCUGCGUGUGCACCGCCCUGACGGUGGUCAAGCUGAGGGCCGCCUUUACCUGGCGGAAGACGACCAGCUGCAGCAGUGAGGGAGGUCAAGGGCAGCACACGGCACUGACCAAGAUGCUGGUGCUGGUGUGCUGUGUCUACAUCCUCACCACCAUCCCCUGGGUCAUCUUCUACCUCGCCACCUUGACUUGGCCUGAGUUCUUUUUCGCGAGCAAAUUUUAUUAUUUAUACAUGACCUCCAUCGUCACGGUGUUUUACUUUCCCUACAUCAACAGCUCUGUGGGCUUCUUUGUCUACUUUAGCAGGUCCACGCGGUUUCGACAAGAUGUGAACACCUGUGGUCGUUGGUGCAAAGCACAGGUAGGCGGCGGACAGGAGGCGGACACUGUUUGUAAGACACUCACCGACCUGUAGAAACUUUCUUUACUCAAAGUUUUGUGGCAACAACAGGAAGCAUGCUUUGGUCAGGGCGGUGGUGAGGAGCCCAUCUCUUGUUGACACCAACUACUUGUGACCGAUGAACGCAGCUUAAUCACUUACAAGGCCUUCAAACGCUCGACUGACUUAUGUCCCUUGCACUUGAAAUAACGGAUCGUCGCGGUUUGCACUUGUCCCUGACUUAUGUCCCUUGCACUAGAAAUAACGGAUUGUCACGGUUUGCACUUGUCCCUGCAGUAAGUCCCACUGCACAGCAAUGAAUAGGAACUGCACGACUUGACACAGACGCCGCCAUCUUGUUCCUCUAGUGAUGUCAACGACAUCGACACAGGAUGACAGGCUUGAUGAUAGGUUUGCCGUGUGCUGUAUGUGGGACUCGUGUUGUCAGUGGUCCACUAUGUCAGGUGAGGUGAGGUGAAGUGAGGUGAGGUGAGGUGAGGUGUGAGGCCGUGCCUUGCCUUGACUGAAUGAUGUUUUUCACGAGUGACAACAGCCAUCUACAGCUUCCUUCCUUUUUCUUCACGUUAUUUCUUUCUUUACUGUUUUCGCUCCUUCUGUAGGUCUUGUGUCAUCUGUGUGUUUGUGAGGUUGACCUCUUUCUUAUUUAGUCAUGUUUGAGCCAGUGUCAUUUUCUUGAUUAUUAACCUUACCUCCUGAAAGUGUCAUGAGCCAGUGAGAUAUCCGUGAUUAUCAGCCUCGUCUCUUGUCGUGUCUGUCGUCCAGUUGGAUGCCAGCUAUGGCGGCGAGGCGGUCUUUACACACAACUGUAAACAACAAACAAAGUCAGUAGGGUGGAGGCAGGUGUCACGUGGUACUGACAUGUCCGCCUUCGUGUCCGUCAGUGCCCACUUGGCACACACACAAACACAUCGCUAGACUUUUAUUCUGAGCCCGCCUUCAGGUCACAGGUCAUCGGUCAAACCUGUUUGGAAGCUCGCGACAUUUUGCACUCACAUCAAUCUGUUCCUUUGAUGACAGACUAAUAAUCCAUUUAUUUUGAUGAUUUCAUAAAUCAGGCGAGUAUUUAUUUUUGAAAAACGACUUAAAACUAAAUUAGUAAAUUAGUAAUCAGUAAUUCUUAAUUCGGAUUGUUUGGUUUAAGUUGAAGCCCGUGACAACGAACGUACGACUGACUUCACGAAGAAA